Molecule: messenger RNA, 696 nt
Organism: Cajanus cajan (pigeon pea)
Lineage: Eukaryota; Viridiplantae; Streptophyta; Magnoliopsida; Fabales; Fabaceae
Product: wiskott-aldrich syndrome family protein, putative (DUF1118)
Source: RefSeq, a predicted model, not a curated record
ACACAGUGCUUAUGACUAUGAGGCACUCUUGUUCAUCAUUCUCAACCAAGCGAUAACGAUAAAGAAUCUUAUGGCUAUGGAGGUCUCACCAUACAUUGGCAACAACACCAGUGCCUUCAUCUUCUCUGCCACACCACAAAACUCUCCCAUGCUUGUCAAAUCCAUGGCCACUCCCAAGCCUCUUCCUUCAGUCUCUAGAACUGUAGGUUCUAGAAAGAACUCAACUGUGUUCCCACUUGGGGAACAACCUAGGAGCAGUCCUGUGACAGCCACCCCUCCCAUAAAGCUUCUGACAAGGAUGGAGCAGCUGAAGCUGCUUAGCAAAGCAGAGAAGGCAGGGCUGCUAUCAGCAGCAGAGAAGUUUGGGUUCUCUCUUUCAGCAAUAGAGAGGUUAGGACUCCUCUCAAAGGCAGAAGAGUUGGGUGUGCUGUCUGCUGCCACUGAUCCUGGAACUCCAGGGACACUCUUCACCCUCAGCUUGGGUUUACUUCUCCUAGGACCCUUGUUUGUGUACUUGGUUCCUGAGGACAAUGUUGGGUUGGUGGGGUUGCAGGUUGUGGUUGCUUUGGUCUGUGUACUUGGGGGUUCUGCUGGUUUUGCUGCAUCAAAUUUUGUAUCCAACUUGCAGAAAUUGAAAUGAAUUUCAUAACCCUUAAGUGACUCGAGACUGAGUCCUUUUCUUUGCCAUCUCACUCA